This is a messenger RNA of Pelobates fuscus (common spadefoot toad), 3313 nucleotides long. It is a transcript of the gene LNX2, whose product is annotated as ligand of numb-protein X 2. The coding region runs from base 268 to 2325 and encodes 685 amino acids. The transcript has 10 exons. Lineage: Eukaryota; Metazoa; Chordata; Amphibia; Anura; Pelobatidae. Gene Ontology annotation, molecular function: ubiquitin-protein transferase activity; metal ion binding; protein binding. The record is from RefSeq and is a predicted model, not a curated record.
UGUGUCAGCAGCAGAAGCAGCAGCAAUUGGGAGAGCAAGGAGGAGGUAGGGGGGGAGUGAGGACUGGCCGUCACCUCUUCCAUUCAGGCACAUUAGAAGAUCAGGACCUCCCUGUGCUGCUAACACACGCAUGUCCUCUGAAUGCACAGCGCCGGGUCACUGCAGGCUGGGGACAUCGCAGUCAGGGGCAAAUGGCUGUGACUUUCUCUUGCUCAUGAUCUCAAUGACCAAACUAAAGGCACACUGAGGUGCAAUAGAACUUUCAGUAUGGGUACCACAACUGAAGAGCUAGCUGUGAUAGAGGAUGAUUCUACACUGAAUCCCUUGUGUUUUGAGUGUGGGCAGCAGCAUUGGACAAGAGAAAACCACCUGUACAAUUAUCAGAAUGAAGUGGACGAUGACCUGGUUUGCCACAUUUGCCUUCAACCAUUGCUGCAUCCUUUGGACACUCCAUGUGGCCACACCUUCUGCUUCAAGUGCCUCAGAAACUUCUUACAGGAGAAGGACUUCUGCCCAUUGGACAGAAAACGCUUGCACUUUAAGUUGUGCAAAAAAUCCAGUAUCCUGGUGCACAAGUUGCUGGAUAAGCUAGUGGUCUCCUGUCCUUACUCCACCACUUGCAAAGAGAUCAUGCAACGUUGUAAUGUGGAAGCUCAUCUUAAGAACAGGUGUCCUGGAGCAUCGCACCGCAGAGAGGUAUUAGACCAGCGGAGAGCCAACAAGCUACAAAUUGAUAUUGAAGGUGAAAAUGGUCCUCCUGUGAUUGAUCAUCCAGGAGCUGUUUCACCCGAUGUAGAAAAAGCAGGGACCGUCCCGGCAUUGUUGGAAAGGAACCUGACACCGUCUGUACUUCCUGUGUGGUCUGAUGACCAAGGCCUUGAUAACUCAGACAUUGAGGAGAGCACAGUGGCUGACCCUACGCACCCACCACCUAGCUUGCCCGAGGGAGAAAUUACUACAAUAGAAAUUCACCGGUCCAAUCCUUACAUUGAGUUGGGAAUCAGCAUCGUUGGUGGUAAUGAGACUCCUUUAAUAAACAUUGUAAUCCAAGAAAUAUAUAGAGAUGGGAUCAUUGCCCGGGACGGAAGACUUCUUGCUGGCGACCAAAUCCUUCAAGUUAAUAAUUAUGAUGUCAGCAAUGUGUCGCAUAACUAUGCUAGGGCCGUCCUAUCGCAACCAUCUUCUGUGCUUCAUCUCACUGUCCUCCGAGAACGGAGAUUUGGAAACAGAACCCACAUCCAUGUAGACAGUAACUCGCAGAGAGAUGAGAGUUUUCAUGUCACGCUGAACAAACGAGGCUCCAAUGAACAGCUUGGCAUCAAGCUUGUGCGUAGGACAGAUGAAUCGGGUGUAUUUAUCUUGGAUCUCUUAGAAGGAGGAUUGGCAGCUCAGGAUGGAAGACUACACAGCAAUGAUAGGGUUCUAGCUAUCAAUGGACACGACUUGAAACAUGGUACUCCAGAACUUGCUGCUCAGAUUAUCCAGGGUAGUGGGGAACGUGUCCACAUGAUUGUAUCCCGACCUGCAAAGCAUCAUUCAGGUAACAUCCCGCGAGAAUUGGGUAACAGUCAGCUUCAUCAUCAUAUGCAGCAAGUUUAUCAUCACAGACCUAGUUCACAUAAGGAUCUUUCCCAAUGUGUUACAUGCCAAGAAAAGCAUAUUACGGUAAAGAAAGCACCCAUGGAGUCGCUGGGAAUGACUGUAGCUGGUGGAAGAGGCAGCAAGAGUGGAGAACUGCCUAUCUUUGUGACAAGUGUGCAACCUCAUGGAUGUCUAGCACGAGACAGCAGAAUAAAACGAGGGGAUGUUCUGCUAAGUAUCAAUGGUAUUGAUCUGACCAAUCUCAGCCACAGUGAGGCGGUUACCAUGCUUAAAUCUAGCGCUACCUCCUCCGUGAUCAUACUUAAAGCCCUCGAGGUGGAAGUUGCUGAAGAACAAUCACAAGCCAACGAGGAGAUGAGCACAAUAACUGAAAAUGAAUAUGAUGCCAGCUGGUCUCCUUCCUGGGUUAUGUGGCUAGGACUACCUAGCUGCCUUCAUAGUUGCCACGAUGUUGUUCUUCGGAGAAGCAGUCUGGGAAGCUGGGGAUUCAGUAUUGUAGGUGGUUACGAGGAAAAUCACACAAACCAACCUUUCUUCAUCAAGACCAUUGUGCUUGGAACUCCUGCUUAUUAUGACGGUCGACUAAAGUGUGGGGAUAUGAUCGUUGCUGUGAAUGCGUUGUCUACAGUGGGCAUGAGCCACUCGGCAUUAGUACCAAUGCUAAAAGAGCAAAGGAACAAAGUAACUUUGAGUGUUAUCUCCUGGCCUGGAAGUCUGGUAUAGAUACCAUCUUCAUUAUGUCCUUCUUGAUAUUUUUAAAAAUAGCUGCUCAAAAUAGCUGGUUAAAAGCUGGGCCAAAUCACUGCAACUACGAUUUAAAUGAUAUUCCGACUGGGUCAAGAAUUUCAUUGUGCAGCUAUUGCUUGCAAUUCACUGAUUUCAAUGCAACAGACUCUUUGAAGACAGUAGUUGGACCCGGGGUGUAGAGCAAGUUGCACCCUACAACUCCCACUGGAAUGAUCUUUGUCAACACGAAUGGAGCAAGAAUGGAACAAUACGUGUCCCCCAGCCUGUGAUAUGAGAAUCAGAAGAGCUGAUACAAUACAUCUCUUCCGCCUUCCGUUAUCUAGCCUCUAACCACUGCUGCUCACUUUCUAACAUUGUCCAUAAAUCUGUGAACUAUACCUUGGGCAGCGCUGGAAAUGUCAGCUUUUGCCCGAAGUAUCACUGUUAGGAGAUUGUGUUAAGCCAUAUUGUAAUUGGUUUUGGGUACCAACCAUAGAAGAUAGCAAAAUGCCAUUCCAUCUCCGACUAUCCUGAAAUGCUUACCGACGCCAUAUUAUUCUGAAAAAAACAAUGUGAAUUCUUCCAUAGCUGCAGUUAUCUGAGUAUUGGGCUGCUGUAAGGCUUGAGUUGGUAUACUUUACAAGAACAAUGUUGAUACCUGAUAUCCAUGGAAAUAAUACCCAACACAAACUUAUGUUAGCGCUGAGAAUUCCACACAAUACGAGGGGCCAAAGCCAACUGUUAAUAAAUGGAUUUUGUACUUGUACAGUAUUAUUUUUUUUUCAUGUGUGUGUCAGAUAAUGAUUUAAUAAACAAUAUAAAGAUGAGGAUCUGUGGGCAGCGUGACGCAGGCAUACCUUCCUCAUGAAUGUUCGUUUUCUUAGUAUGAGCAACUUUUUGGUACUUUUCCUGCAAAACAUUGAUGCUUCUGAUGUUGAAUCGUGUUAAGUGGUUCUAAAAUUUCUUACAGAUCUGUAAUAGUAAG